Lathyrus sativus (Indian pea) is the source of this 1068-nucleotide messenger RNA. The record is from the annotation of a GenBank genome assembly. Lineage: Eukaryota; Viridiplantae; Streptophyta; Magnoliopsida; Fabales; Fabaceae.
AUGCAAACAGCGUUUUAUAGUCAUCCUGUAUUCUGCUUCUCUUGCAGAAACUUAAGUACAAAUGCAAAGAGGAAUUCGAUUAAAAUUCGUGCACCUUAUCCCUCUCAACUGGAUUCGAAAUGUGAAUUCAAUAGGAGGCCUCAUACUUAUAGCUCUCCCUUCAACAUUAAACCAAAUAGAUUAUUUGUGCUCCCUAACACAAAUGAUGGCCACCCGACUGCUUCUACAGAGGACGAUGAAACAAACACAAAUCAUGCUCCUAAUGUUAUAUCGCCAAUGUUUCUUGACAAUUGGUCACCGCCAAGGUACCUAUGGCGAGGAUUAUCAGUUUUAAUCCUAGCAGGACAAGUUGUUAUGAAGAUUUUAAAGGGAAAGGUUCAUUGGAGGAACACUCUUCAACAACUGGAGAGAGUUGGUCCGAAAUCUGUUGGAGUAUGUCUUUUAACCUCAGCUUUUGUUGGCAUGGCAUUCACAAUACAAUUCGUGAGAGAGUUCACUAGGUUAGGAUUGAAUAGAUCAGUAGGUGGUGUCUUAGCUCUUGCUUUCUCUAGGGAGCUAAGUCCAGUUGUUACAGCAAUAGUUGUUGCCGGACGCAUCGGAAGUGCUUUUGCAGCAGAAUUAGGAACUAUGCAGGUUUCCGAACAAAUCGACACAUUAAGAGUUCUCGGUUCAGACCCUGUCGAUUACCUAGUGACACCAAGAGUGAUUGCUUCCUGUAUCGCCUUACCUCUUUUGACCUUACUGUGUUUUACAUUAGGGUUAGCAUCUAGCGCUCUUCUCGCGGACGGUGUUUACGGAAUUAGCAUUAACAUUAUAUUGGAUUCGGCUCAGCGAUCCCUUCGAGCAUGGGACAUUAUUAGUGCGAUGAUAAAGUCGGGGGCUUUCGGUGCUAUCAUAUCUAUAGUGAGCUGUGCUUGGGGAGUUACAACUAUGGGAGGUGCUAAAGGUGUUGGAGAAUCAACAACUUCAGCUGUUGUUAUUUCUCUUGUUGGUAUCUUUAUUGCUGAUUUUGCUCUUUCUUGUUGUUUUUUCCAAGGAGCUGGUGAUCAGUUAAAGAACUGCAUGUAA